UGCGUUGUUGUCUCCGUUCAGCACUGGGCUUCUAGACGACAUGGUCCCACUCCUCAGCUCGGCAGUUAACAAAUACCUCGUGACAGCCAUGGUGGACAGACUGCAGGCCACGGGAGGUUGUGUCAUCGUUGCAUCUGAUUGACAGGCGUGAACGUGGAGCCCUGAUGAAUGAACAGCAACAUGAAGUAUAAGAAGUUUAUUACUAUCAUGCAGGCAGCUCUGGGAGUCGCCCCGCUCAACAAGAGGGAGAUGAUGCCACCGCCACGAAAACUUUGGAAACGUGCACGGGAGCGGUACAGCUCAGAAGUGUGUGUGCUGAGACAUUUGGAUGGCUUUAACACACACCACUACCAGCAGCCUCACACACUAUGUGCGCGUGUGACUUCCUGUCAUCACCAGGGCUCAGGGAUGGAGGAGACGGUGUGGGAGCAGUACACAGUUACUCUGCAGCGAGACUCAAAGAUGGGUUUUGGUAUCGCUGUGUCUGGGGGUCGUGACAACCCCAAUGUUGAAAAUGGGGAGACGUCAAUCAUUGUGUCAGACGUGCUGCAGGGAGGACCGGCUGAUGGACUUCUUUUUGAGAAGGAUCGAGUCAUUCAGGUCAAUUCCAUCCCCAUGGACAACGUGCCUCAUUCCUUUGCUGUGCAGUCUCUCCGUAAAUGCGGAAAAGUGGCCAAAAUUACGGUUAAGAGACCCUGUAAGGUGGUGGUCCACUCCCUGAAGCAGCCUGCGUCUCCAGGUGGGGACAGUCAGGAUUACGCUCCCUCCGCUCACUACUACGAUGCCGACAACGACAAUGGUUGGUAUCACGAAGAGCCGGGCCGCGACAACACCGCUGACAGCAAAGUUUUCCUGGAGCCAGAGUACAGGGGAGGACGGGAGUAUGGCCAACGAGGAAGGAGCAGGGGGCGGAGCCAGGACAGGAACUCUCCCAGCCCAGACAGAUCCAGGAGGGACGGCAGCCGGGGCCGGGCCCUGGACACCAGUGCUGAGCGCCACAGGUACCACAGCCGAGGACGCAGCCCCGGAGACAGUUAUCGCAUGGAGAUGAAGUACGAGAGAGGUGAAGGAGGAGGAAGAGGCGGGAGGUACAGGAGCAGAGAACAUCUGAAUGACAACCCAUCAACAGAACCUUCCAGAGACCUGGAGCCACUGGACAAACCUGUCAAUGUCCUGUUGGUGAAGAACAGACCCAACGAAGAGUACGGCCUGCGUCUGGGCAGUCAGAUCUUCAUUAAACAGAUGACGACUACUGGUUUGGCUGCAAAAGAUGGGAACCUGCAGGAAGGAGAUAUCAUUCUGAAGAUCAAUGGCACAGUAACAGAGAACCUCUCCUUACACGAUGCUGGUAAACUGAUCGAAAAGUCGAGAGGGAAGCUGCAGUUGGUGGUCCAGAGAGACCACCGUCAGAUUCUGGUCCGCAUCCCACCCCUGGCAGACUCCGACUCUGAUAAUGACGACAUAUCAGAAAUGGAGUCGUACCAUUCUUAUUCCCCUCCAGAGGAACGGAGGUCCCGACAGUCAGAUCUGUCCUCCCGUUCAUCCACAGAGAGAGACAACCCCAGGGACGAACCGCUGAGGACGGCCAAAAUGUCAACCAUGGCCUCCCCAUUCAGAGUCCCAGAGCCCCCCCAGGCCUCAGCAGAGCUGGACAAAGACAUCCUACAAACAGAGGAGCCUCCAGUAGCUUUAACAAACCCACCCAAGAUUCUCCUGCAACCGAGUUCAGAAGACGAAAAAAAUUACGAGCCUAACACAAUGAUGGUGAACUUUCAGAAGGGCGACAGCGUAGGCCUGAGGUUGGCAGGAGGAAAUGAUGUGGGCAUUUUUAUCGCUGGUGUUCAGGAGGGUAGUCCUGCUGAGGAGGAAGGCCUCUCCAUCGGAGACCAGAUCUUGAAGGUGAAUAAUGUUGAUUUUCAAGGUGUAGUCAGAGAGGAGGCGGUGCUGUUCCUGUUGGAAAUCCCUAAAGGAGAUGUGGUAUCCAUCCUGGCCCAGAGCAAACCUGAUGUUUACAAUGAAAUCCUUGUGUCAGGACGUGGAGACUCGUUCUUCAUCCGGACCCACUUUGAAUAUGAGAAGGAAACCCCCCAGAGCCUGGCCUUCCGCAGGGGCGACGUUUUUAAGGUGGUCGACACACUUUACGACGGUAAACUGGGAAACUGGCUGGCCAUCAGAGUGGGCAAGGAUAAGCAGCUGCUGGAGAAGGGCAUCAUCCCCAACAAGAGCAGGGCUGAGCAGAUGGCCAGUGUCCAGAGCUCCCAUAAAGCAGUUGCAGGCGACCGAGCUGACUUUUGGCGUUUACGAGGCCAGAGAUCAGUGAAGAGAAAAGACCUGAGGAAGAGUCGAGAAAAUGUGAGCAGUCACGUGAUGGCCACACCUUUCCCUGCCUACGAACGGGUGGUGCUUCGAGAAGCUGGUUUUCGGCGUCCGGUUGUUUUGUUUGGUCCCAUCGCUGAUGCCGCUAAUGACAAACUGGCUUCUGAGAUUCCCGACCAGUUUGUUAUUGCCAAAACUGAACCUAAGGAUGCUGGAACCGAGAAGUCCUCAGGGGUGGUUCGGCUGAACACAAUCAGACAAAUUAUUGAGCAGGACAAACAUGCCCUCCUGGAUGUAACGCCCAAGGCAGUCAACACCCUGAAUUACACCCAGUGGUAUCCCAUCGUCAUCUUCUUCAACCCCGACAGCAAACACGGCAUCAAGGCCAUGAGACAGAGGAUCAUCCCCAACUCCAACCGCAGCGCCAGGAAGUUAUAUGAACAGUCCGUGAAACUAAAGAAGACCUGCUCGCACCUAUUCACUGCCACCAUUGACUUGAAUUCAGCCAACGACGCCUGGUACGGCAGCGUUAAAGACUCCAUCAGAGAACAGCAGAUGCAGGCGGUUUGGGUUUCUGAUGGAAAGCUGGAGGGAGUAGAGAGUGAUCUGGAGUGCCAGGACGUAGAGCGUCUGUCCUUUCUGUCCGUCAUGUCCACCGACUACCCCAGCAUGGACAGCAGGCUGACGUCUGACCAGGACGACACCGCGGACGAGGGCGGCGGUUACGCUGACACUGAGCCGGAUAUGGAGACCAUGCAGAUCUCCGCCAUCAGCCGUUCGUCUGAACCUGUGUCAGCCGAUGAGAUCUUACGCAGAUACAGUCCAGACAUCCGGAGUCGUGUGAGGAAAGUGAGCAGUCGGGAUGUGUUGAACAGGGUCAACAGUCGUCCUGGGUUCAUAUUAGACAACAAGGUGAAACUGUCUAUGAGGGAGGAACCGGUUCUGACGUCUGGCUCCACUAACCCAUGCUACCGGUACCAGCACCACCCCCCCCCUCCCAGCUCCAGCCACAGUUACGACUCCCCGUCCAGCAGCAGCCCCGCCAGCAGCAACAACGACCCCCCUCCCCUCCUGUCUGCUCCGGCCGCCUCCUACAGCCUGAUGCCUCCGCCUCACCUCAACUCCCGGUUGGUGGGCGGCGCCCGGCUGCUGGCGGCGGAGGGCGCCGUGCCCCCCCCUGCGGCUCCGUCUGGUGCAGGCCUGCCAACCUGCAGGCAGCAGGAGGAGGAGGGGGAGCAGAGUCCCAUCGCCGACCCGUCCAUGAAGUCGUUUCUGGGGAAGAUCAAGGCCUUUGAGAAGAUGGAUCACUUUGCCCGAGCUCAGAGGAUUCUGGAGCUGCAGGAGGCCCAGAACGCCAGGCUGGAAAUUGCACAGAAGCACCCAGAUAUCUACGCCGUUCCUCUGAAGACUGCCAAACUAGACCACAGUCGGCCUCAGCCUAUUGGCUCUAGCUCUCGUCCGGAGCCACAUAUGAGUUCUUCAUCUAAGGAGAGUCAUCUGUUUUACCCCAGUAAAGAGGUGCCAGAGGAGGCAGUGCCCGGAUACUCACACCAGUACCAGGACACGGAGCUGUAGGCCCAGAUGAACCCAGCUGGACCCACCUGGACCCACCUGGACCCACCUGGACCCCCGUCCAUACAGACACUGCACUGCAGUCGAUUUACUACCAUAGCAUUCCAUCCCAGCCUGUACUUGUGAGCUGCCCACACUGACUCUGACUCAAAGGGUUCUUGGUCUUCUGCUGGUUUUGUUUUUUUUUUGUUUUGUUUUUUUUUUUGGAGGGUUUUUUUUUUUUUUCUUCAAGAAAAUCAAAGCAAAUCUUUUUCUAUCUAACUGGAUAGUUGACACUUUGUGUUUGAUGCUCUAUUUAAUGUUUUCUUUCUUUUUCUUGUCAGACUGUAUGAUCAGGAACCACUUGUUUUCUUGCCUAUGCAAUUUUUCAUUUAGUGCACAGCGUUUGCAGCCGUGUGUGUUACCUACAAACACCUUGACAAACCCAAAACCCAAGAUGCGCUUUAUCAUCUCUAUACCCUCCUUCCUCCUUUUGUAAGAUCUUCUAUUUGCCAGUUACAGUCAACAAAGGUUGGAUAUAU
This is a messenger RNA of Sphaeramia orbicularis (orbiculate cardinalfish), 4409 nucleotides long. RefSeq names its product tight junction protein ZO-2-like. Gene Ontology annotation, biological process: establishment of endothelial intestinal barrier; cell-cell adhesion; positive regulation of blood-brain barrier permeability. Gene Ontology annotation, molecular function: cell adhesion molecule binding. The transcript is spliced from 25 exons. Lineage: Eukaryota; Metazoa; Chordata; Actinopteri; Kurtiformes; Apogonidae. Gene Ontology annotation, cellular component: plasma membrane; bicellular tight junction. The record is from RefSeq and is a predicted model, not a curated record. Bases 169 to 3891 code for a protein of 1240 amino acids.